UAAACACACUGUAGGCCGAAUAUAAACCAACCCAGGGAAAUUAAUCCACCAGACGUGCAUCUUCAACGUUUGCGUCUGGUUUCCUGUGAAUGUUUAUGUUUGUCCGCAGGACGCUGCGAGCUCACCGCCACUGUGCACGGAGGAGGAAGAGGCUAUAAGUAGCGCCUGAAGUCCGCCAUGGCCUCCUUUGGAUGGAAGAGGAAGAUUGGUGAGAGAGUAUCAAAGGUGACUUCUCAGAACUUUGAAAAGGAGUCCGCCGAUGAGUCCAUUAACGCGGAGAGCGAUGACGUGGACUGGCUGCACUCCAUUAAGCGCAAGAAGGAAAUUCUUCUGGAGGACAAUAUCGCUAAAAGUAAACGGCUGAAGGACGAAGGAGCCUUACUGGCCCUCAACGGAAGCCACUGGGAGGCUAUAAAGAAAUGGGAUGAGGGGAUCAAUUUAACCCCAGAAGACGCUGCUCUGUAUGAGAUGAAGGCUCAGUCUCUUCUGUGUCUUCAGGAAAUGUUUCCAGCUGUACAAGCCGCAGAAACCGCAGUCAGCAGGAACGCAAAGUUUGUGGAAGGCUGGCAGACUCUAGGACGGGCACAGCUGGGUAUAGGAGAAAUAGCGAUGGCCAUUCGGAGCUUCCAGAUUGGGAUCCACAUCUGCCCUUCUAACAUGGAGUUAUGGGAGGAAGAUCUGAAGUGGGCUUGCAAGCUUCUCCAAGAGAAGAGAGAAGUGGACGCCGCAGAAGCUCUGGAGAGGAAGCGGGCAGGUUUCAGUAUUGAACAGGCCUUAAUCCCAGACUAUGACUUUGAGGGUGACGAGGUGGUGGCGGCCUGUGAUGCCAUCUCACGGAUCCAGAAGGCGGCGGCUGCCAGCGGCAAAACUAUACUUGCUUCUUCAUCAGGAGAGGUGGCGAAUCAGGAGCCAACGAGAGACAAGGCCUCGACCUCUGGUGAUGACCAAAAGUUGUUUAUCAAAGCUCGAUGAUUGGAAGUUUUUUCAUCUGUGGCGCUGAGUGUCCCCCGGGACGCGGCUGUAGAAGGAAAAGAGACUAUAAAGAUAUAUCUAUACCCAGAUUUUAUCGAUCCGUAUGCAACUGUCAGCUUUGCCCUUUGUUGUGUUUAUGGUGGGGGUAGUUGUAAAGAUGUCUUCCCAGGAUGAUAAUAAUAAUACCUUUUCAAAGGUU
Molecule: messenger RNA, 1171 nt
Organism: Bufo gargarizans (Asiatic toad)
Lineage: Eukaryota; Metazoa; Chordata; Amphibia; Anura; Bufonidae
Gene: TTC33
Product: tetratricopeptide repeat domain 33
Exons: 5
Coding region: 178-972 (264 amino acids)
Molecular function (GO): protein binding
Source: RefSeq, a predicted model, not a curated record